UGAACGACGCGCGCACGAGUCAACUCAGUCUCAGUGCUUCACAGUCACAGUCACACCUCCCCCCCUCUCUGCUCUAAAAAGCCCAUCCCCUCCCUCCCUCCCUCCCUCUCUCCCCUUCACUCAUCAGUUCAUUCACACACCCUCAAUUCAAUAUAGAGAGAGAGAGAGAGAGAGAGAGAGAGAGAUCACGGCAGGCAGGCAGGCAGGCAGGCAGGCGAGCCGCGCUAGCUAAGCUAGCUACUGACUGACAGGCCUAACUCUCUGCGUCUGCGGUGGCGGCGGCGGCGGCCGGCCCCCCUCUCUUUAAAUGCUUCUGCCCUUUUUCUUCUUCUUCUUCUUCUUCUUCUUCUUCGUCUGCUUCUCCCUCCACUCCAUUGGUCAGAAGUUGAGAAUUCAAUUCAAAAGCUGCCACAAUGGCCGGUGGGCGGGCGAAUAGGCGCAAUUCCAGUUAGUUUACUUACUACUAAAGCCCUUUUAAUUUUGCUCAUGUCCAAAAGCCCUCUUACCAUCCCACUCCGCACGUGUGGGUUUUUCAUUUCGGUCUCAAAUUCAAUUCCCUCGAUCCCUUCCAAAUUCCAAACCACAACUUUGAAUUCCCCAACUUCUCAAGCGAUCGAACCCAUUAGGGAUUCAUCCUCUCCGAUACCAAUUAAUCGGUAACUUACGAGAAACCGAUAGGCGAUACGUGCCACAAGACCGUGUGUCGAUCGGGAUCUCAUUAGAAUUAGAUUGGUCGACCCCAAGGUGUACAACACAUACACUACUCCAAUUUGAAUUUGAACUUUCGCACACACACACGCGCGCAUAUAUAUAUAUAUAUAUAUAAACACGCACACAGACAUAUAGAUAUAUGGGUAGGGCGAGGAGGACGCAAUGUCGGGCUUCUUCUCAAUAGGAGGAAGAAGGGGACGAAGCAGUGAUUACUCCUCGGCCAGCUACAACAACCCCCCUGGAGGAGACGAAGAAGAUGAACAGCAUCAUCCUCCUCAUCAUCAGGUUCCUCCUCGGGAGAUCUCGUUCUGGUACGACAGGCCCGAUUAUAGUCAUCACGGGGAUUACGUCGAGCAGCAGCAGCAGCAGCAGCAGCUAGAUCUGUACAACUACUCCUCGUCGUCGAGGAGGAGGGCGGGCUCGAUGGACGCUGAUGACAGCACGCGGAUGAUGAUGAUGAUGUCCGGGGGGAUGUCGAGAGGGUCUGCUGGAGGGGCAGGAGGAGGGAUAUGCUGCCAGGACUGCGGGAACCAGGCGAAGAAGGACUGCGCCCACCAGAGGUGCCGGACGUGCUGCAAGAGCCGUGGCUUCGAUUGCCCUACCCACGUCAGGAGCACGUGGGUGCCAGCCUCGAAGCGCAGGGAGCGGCAGCACCAGCUACAACAGCAGCACCAACUGCACCUGUCCCCUUCUCAUGCUCUCCCCAGACGACACCGCGACGGCACCGGCACCUCUCUUGCCUCUGCUCAGCACGAUCAGUCAGGGCUGGAAGUGGGAGAUUUUCCGGCAGAGUUGAACUCACCAGCCAUGUUUCGCUGUGUCCGGGUGAGCUCCUCCGACGAGGGGGAAGAUCAAGAGCAAUAUGCAUAUCAGACGGCUGUAAACAUCAGCGGCCACGUUUUCAAAGGAAUCCUCUAUGACCAAGGACCCGAGAACACUCCUGGUGACGUAGCGCCAGGUGAGAGCUCCUCCGGUGGGGGCAGUGGUGGAGUCACUCAGCCCCUCACCCUGGGAGGUGCUGCUGAGAGUGGCGGUGCUGAGGCAGCACCAUUAUUUGACCCCUAUUCGUCGAUGUACCCUCCCCCAUACAGUAUGGCCGGUACGCAAUUUUUCCCUCACCCGAGAUCCUAGAAAUAAUUAUUAACUUGUAAUCCAUGCACCGCGCAAAUGUUAUUGUUUCUUUUUAGAGUGAAAAUUUUAUUAUUUUUGCUGUUUCUGAAUUGUAAUUUCUACAUAUAAUAUUGUAUACUUAAUUAGUUCUUUUAGCAAUUGAUCACCAUGUUAAUUAGGUAUAUAUGUAUUUGAUUUUUACUUGAUUACUUAUAAAUAUUUCUUGAUAUUAGAUGUAAUUCCUUUCGAAAAUACAACAGUCUGUUUUGACAAUCCGAUAUUGGAAAUGGAAAACUUUUUAAAAGUAUGGAGAUUAUGCUGUAUCGAUAAUUUUAUAAACCUUGAAAUUUUUAAAAAUGCAUCUUUUGAUAGGAAAAGGGAGAAAAACGUGCACUUUAUGAAAAUACGGUAAAAACUAUGAGAAAUUAAUUUAAGAUUUUUUUGUACAUAAUUGCUUCGUAGAGAAUAAUUCUUUCUAAGAAUAUGAAAGUAUGUAACCUUGUUCGUAACAUUAAACAUCUUCUUUCCCAUCAUACAAAAUAUUAUAAAUAGAUGCUGACAAAGUAAAAUUGAUCAGCAUUGUAGUUCUUUGAUUGAAUAAGAUUUUGUUAAGCAUAAUUAAUGUCAUUAAUCUCAUCUGCCUGACUAGCUAUAAGUGCAAAAAAAUGUAUAGUAUAGAUAGAUGGAUUCUUAAUUAUUUUUUUAACUGAAUUUAUGGUAGUUUUACUAUGCGUUUGAAUUUUGAUCUCGUUUCAUGUGGUUGCUUUUGAAAUUUGGAAGAGAGCCCCUUUUGCCCGCAAUAUCAGCGUCGUAUCCUUGCCUGCCAGGGCUGUGUUCCAUAAUGAAACAAUAUUUGAAAAUUGAGGUUUCGUUUGUUCCCCCUCAAACAAUAUUUGAUUAGACGGAUAGAAAAGGAAAAGAGAGAGAGAGAGAGAGAGAGAAAUGCCACACAAAUAACACAUUUACAUAUAUGUAUGUAUAUGUCGAUAAAAAUGUAUAUAUGACUUAUUCAUUAUCUGUUAGCACAAAUGCAAUGCAUGGGCAUUAUAUUUAAUUAGAUGAGAGUUCUAAAUUUCAAAUCCCUCGUCACCUACAAACUGGCCGCGUAGAAAAAAGGGGUAGAGAAUUUCUGUCAGGGGGUAGUAAGACUGUAAUUUUAAACGUGUUUCUUGAGUAUUCUCAGUUUUCUUCUCCGAAGAUGUAAUAACAUGCUUUUAAUUUGUCCUUGCCCAUUUGCUUCUCGGACACUCUUGUACUCUUUGACUUUUUAUGUCUACAAUUUGUGAUAUAUAGCUAAUUUCCUAAUAUCUAGGCAAGAGAACAAAAUUCACUGUUAUAAAAAUAUGUACUAAUUCAAUGCAGAGUUCACAAGUUCUGGCAAAAUUAACUUCAUUAAAUUUUCUUAAAAAAAAUUGACUUUAUUAAGAAGGUUUUGUAUAUUUUUAAUCAUGUGAAGAUAUAUAUUAGUUUACACGAAAUUAUUAAUUUGCUGAAAUUAAGUUCUUUUUUUUAGGCAAACAAUUAAAAUAUACUUACUUUAACGAGUGUCAACUAAUUGACAAGAAACGUAGCCAACUCGCUUAGCUUUCUCCAUGAAUAUAUGCUCCAGAUAAAAUAACAUAUAUAGUACAUGCAACUAAUGAGUUAAUGAAUUUAUAUUAAUAUUUUCGGGUUGUCGUGAACUAUAUUCUCCAGCCAUUAUAUUGAAGAAUUGAUCCAUCUGUCUUAGCUAGCUUCAACCUUGAGCUCAUAAUUAGAAAGUUUCGGCUGAUAUAUGGGGAAUUCUUAGGUCCAGCGGUAGAAUAUUCAGUCGGGUCCCCGUACGAAAUGUUAUUCUCGUUGUACGAAUUGUUAUUUU
Punica granatum (pomegranate) is the source of this 3679-nucleotide messenger RNA. The record is from RefSeq and is a predicted model, not a curated record. NCBI's taxonomy places the organism in Eukaryota, Viridiplantae, Streptophyta, Magnoliopsida, Myrtales, Lythraceae.